Molecule: messenger RNA, 882 nt
Organism: Penicillium oxalicum
Lineage: Eukaryota; Fungi; Ascomycota; Eurotiomycetes; Eurotiales; Aspergillaceae
Product: DUF3632 domain-containing protein
Exons: 3
Coding region: 1-882 (293 amino acids)
Source: RefSeq, a predicted model, not a curated record
AUGGGUCUUACAUUCUCUCAACUACGCCGGAGAUCAUCCCAAAAUACUACACAGCACCAUCUGGUGGUCACACCUCCCGCCCAAGGAGGAGGAUCAAUCUUGACCAGUUCGUCUGAAAAAGUCUUCACCGUACUGAAUGAUUAUCUGAGCUUCGAGAAUCCACUACCGCUCGAUCUGGCGGUGGAAUCUCUCUUGAAGCUGUUGCCCGCAGAUGCUCCGGACUCGGAAGAGAUCUUCCGAUUCGGAGAAGAUUGCUUCGAAAUUGCCGAGAUGCUCUCGUACCAGUCCUUGUCUCAUUCGAGAUUGGCGCAAUUACUGGAGGCUUUGGGGUUAUCGAGUCAUUUUACUAGUCUGACGAGCGAGAAUGGGAGAGUCUGGCAUUUUGAACUGCUUCGAAGAUCCAUGCAGAAUUUUUGUGCAGGACCCGAGAUCGACCAUGUGGAAAGAUACGUCAACUAUAAUUCAUUCCUGGCUCAUCUUUACGACCAUCGCAUCUUCCCGACAGAUCCUACGUACGCGUUGUGGGCGAUGCGUGCGGCCUUUGAGGAUGACAGAAAGCACGAGUCUCGGUCACUUCGGAGUUCCUGGGUUUUAGGAGCAGCCCAGUGGAUUCUGUGGAAUGGACAGAGUCUGUUCAAGCUCGUCGUAGAACCGGCACUGUUCGAUGUGACGUUGGAGACGUGGCCGGCUUCGAAUCGGGAAGCGUGGGAAGCCGGGAGCUUGUAUGUUGGCACGGGGGGCUUUUCUCUGGAGAGGUGGCGGUUCUGGAAAACGGGAUUUGGUCAAGCGGCCGACGAUGAUGGUCUGAGUGAAGAAUGUCGAGAUAUCUCUCAGAGAGCGAUGACGUUGAUGGAGAUGUUUGAAAAGAAUAUGAUGUUUUAG